ACGGAUCGACAGAAACGCUCCUGUUCCUGUUCUCGCAGCCUGCCUGCCGCGCAGGGGGGUGCCUUCAGCUGCACCACGCGAUCGGUUUGCUUGGAUCGUGAUCGGUUUGACCUACUGGACAUGACCUACUCGUCCUUCUCCAGUGACCGGUACACGCGAUCCUUCGCCGGACGCGGACGGCGGUGGCGCGAAAAACCCGCCGGGGCCGUCGCCGUCGCCGUCGGUGGAGGACGCGAUGAGCUUCGUGCAGAUGGUGAAGGAGGCGUUCAAGGAGCGACAGCCGGACAAGUACGGCCUCUUCCUCCGCGUCAUGGAGGACUUCAGGAAUCAGCGGCUCGACAUCGCCGAGGUGGCCUCCACCGCCAAGGCCCUGUUCCAGGACAACCCUGACCUGGCGCUGAGGUUCAACGUCUUUCUGCCCAAGGGCCACCAGAUCCAGCUCGGGCUUGAUGAGCUCGCCGCCUAUCUCGUCAGGGACAUAAACCUGGGCGCCGACAACAACGACGACGACAGCGAUGGCGGCCAAUGAUGACUCUAUCAGUUACUCUUUCUGCGUGUGCUACACUCGGCAGCUAGAUCUAAGUUAUGGUUUAGUUCUAUAUCGUUUUCCCACAUUUUUUGUUUUUGUUGCUGCCGAUUGUACUGCACACGCCAGCGGUUCCGUUCUACAGUAUGUACAUAAAUUUGCCUUGUCGUCGAUGGUACUCUUUUCGAACAUCAUCAUCAUCACAUCAAGUGAGGAAAAAAAAAGGUCAAGAUUUUUUCACUUCUCGAUC
This is a messenger RNA of Zea mays, 776 nucleotides long. RefSeq lists its product as uncharacterized. Gene Ontology annotation, cellular component: histone deacetylase complex; chromatin. The transcript is spliced from 2 exons. Lineage: Eukaryota; Viridiplantae; Streptophyta; Magnoliopsida; Poales; Poaceae. Gene Ontology annotation, biological process: negative regulation of transcription by RNA polymerase II. The coding region runs from base 236 to 529 and encodes 97 amino acids. Gene Ontology annotation, molecular function: transcription corepressor activity. The record is from RefSeq and is marked validated.